AAAUUGUGCCUUCAUCUCAAUUAAAAAGUCAUCAUGAUCUUGUUCUUCUUCCUUCCUUAACUUCCAUCGCACCUUUUAACUAUCCUCAAUUGGCUGAGAAUUAUAACAAAAACAUGGCGCUUUCUCCGGAAACGUUUACAACCCGAAAACGACGCCCCCGAGGGUCGUCGUUUACGUCCCCGAAGGUAAACGACCUUAACGUGUUGAGCUCUUUGCUUCAACUAACGGAUCAGAUAUGUUCCCUAAAUCUCACAGCCACCCUCUUAAACCGUGUUUCCUCUUCCACCAUCCGCAAAACGCAGCUCCUCGGCGUCGUUUUCGAGGAGCUCUUCCGCGUUUCGAAUCUGAACUCCGAUUCCGUUCUGUUCCUCUGCCUCGAGGAAAUGUACAUCGUUCUCCACAAGCUCAAAACCCUAAUCCAAGAUUUCUCCAACGGAAGCAAGUUCAAUUUGCUCAUGCAGAUCGAUACCGUCGCGGAGAGCUUCCACAGGCUCACCGGAGAACUCUCCACGCUCCUCGACGUGUUCCCUCUCCAAGACCUCGACCUCAACGACGACGUUAGGGAACUCGUUCUCCUCGUCAGAAAACAGUGCUCUGAAGCGAAGGCGUUCAUCGGAGCCGAACAUGUCAGCCUCCGCAACGACGUCGUUUUGGUCCUCGACCGGAUCAAGAACGAGAUCGUCCCCGACCAAGCGCAUCUCGCUUCAAUCUUCGAGAAAUUGGAGAUUCGCGACGCGUCGAGCUGCAGAGCGGAGAUUGAGAGCCUCGAGGAAGAGAUUCACAACCGUUGCGAAGAGCAACCGAAAACAGAUCUCGUCGCGUUAAUCGGCCUCGUCCGUUUCGCGAAGUGCGUUCUCUACGGCGCGUCAACGCCGUCGCAGAAAACCGUCACUCUGCGGCGGAACCAGUCGUCGGAGCUGGCGAUUCCGGCGGAUUACCGGUGUCCGAUAAGCCUAGAGCUCAUGCGCGAUCCCGUCGUGGUGGCAACAGGACAAACAUACGAUCGUGUAUCAAUCAAGCUCUGGAUGGAUUCUGGACACAACACGUGUCCAAAAACGGGUCAAACGUUAUCACACAGCGACCUAAUCCCCAAUCGCGUCCUGCGGAACAUGAUAACAGCGUGGUGCCGCGAGCAGAGAAUCCCCUUCGAAGCAGAAACGGAUACAGGGAAACUCAACGGUGGAGUUACCAACAAAGCCGCAUUAGAAGCCACGCGAAUGACGGUGUCGUUUUUGAUCAACAAGCUCAAGGGAAGGGAAAACGAUAACGUUAACGUUCCUUUGAGUGUUGAAGACACAAACGGCGUCGUUUACGAGCUUCGGGUGUUGGCUAAGACAGAUUCGGAUAGCCGAGCUUGUAUAGCCGAAGCGGGAGCGAUUCCGGUUUUGGUUCGGUUCCUUAAUGCGGAGAAUCCGAGCCUGCAGGUUAACGCCGUCACGACGAUUUUGAACAUGUCAAUAUUGGAAGCGAAUAAGACUAAGAUAAUGGAGACUGACGGCGCGUUAAACGGCAUCGCCGAGGUUUUGAUAUCGGGUGCCACGUGGGAGGCCAAGGCGAACGCGGCAGCGACGGUGUUUAGUUUGUCCGGUGUGGCGGCGCACAGAAAGAAGCUGGGGAGGAAGACACGUGUCGUGAGCGGGUUGGUGGGUUUGGCCAAGAGUGGGCCCGAGGGGGCGAGGAGGGACGCUCUGGCGGCGAUAUUGAACUUGGCGGCGGAUAGGGAGACGGUGGCGAGGUUGGUGGAGGGGGGUGUGGUGGGGAUCGCGGCCGAGGUGAUGGCGGCGAUGCCGGAGGAGGGGGUGACGAUUCUGGAGGCAGUGGUGAAGAGGGGUGGGUUGGUGGCGGUGGCGGCGGCGUACGCCGGGAUUAAGAGGCUGGGGGCAGUGCUGAGGGAGGGGUCGGAGAGGGCGAGGGAGAGCGCGGCGGCGACGCUGGUGACAAUGUGUCGGAAAGGGGGGUCGGAGGUUGUGGCGGAGAUGGCGGCGGUGCCCGGCGUGGAGAGGAUCAUUUGGGAGCUUAUGGCGGUGGGAAGUGUCAGGGGGCGGCGGAAGGCGGCGACGCUGUUGAGGAUUCUGCGGCGGUGGGCGGCGGGGCUCGACGGUGGCGAAAAUGAAGGGUUCCCGACAACUACCACCAUGGUUGCUUCCUCAACCACUACUGUGGUUGUUCCAACCACCACCACCACCACUUCGUUAGCACAGUAACAAACAAUUUGUCUGUUAUCACAACAUCGUCAAUUAGUACAAUUUGUAAAUGUCUCAAAGGUGAAAAGUUGUUGUACCUUUUUUUUUUUUCUUUCAUUUUACCCUUUUUCAUUGAUUUUGCCAUCCCUGUAAAAUGUAAUUUAUGGAGCAGUUUUUUUUUUUUUUUUUUUUUGUAUUUUAAACAGACUAUUUUGGCAUUCUUUCAUUCUUUUGUGACUAUGUGUUUCCAAUUUGUGAAUGGUAGAUUUGAGUUGCUGAAAAGUUGCUCCUUAAUUAUAUAUGGUUGUUAAUUUUUCAUGAACUCUUUCUAAUGUAAUGGCAACAGAACUUCGAGUACAA
Molecule: messenger RNA, 2543 nt
Organism: Glycine soja
Lineage: Eukaryota; Viridiplantae; Streptophyta; Magnoliopsida; Fabales; Fabaceae
Product: U-box domain-containing protein 16-like
Exons: 1
Coding region: 114-2204 (696 amino acids)
Biological process (GO): protein ubiquitination
Cellular component (GO): cytoplasm; nucleus
Molecular function (GO): protein binding; ubiquitin-protein transferase activity
Source: RefSeq, a predicted model, not a curated record